Ustilago hordei is the source of this 1857-nucleotide messenger RNA. Its product is annotated as Erythritol-mannosyl-transferase invovled in MEL production. NCBI's taxonomy places the organism in Eukaryota, Fungi, Basidiomycota, Ustilaginomycetes, Ustilaginales, Ustilaginaceae. The record is from RefSeq and is a predicted model, not a curated record. Bases 1 to 1857 code for a protein of 618 amino acids. The transcript has 3 exons.
AUGAAGAUCGCUCUUCUUGCCAACCCUGCUCGCGGUGAGAUCAAUGUCUUGCUUGCUACCGCCUACGAGCUCAUUCGACUUGGUCACGACUGCACUUUCCUUACCGGCACCUCCUUCCGCAAUGCUGUCGCCGAGUUCAGGCAAGAGCAGAAUGACCCAGUCUUGGCAGCACGAAUCCACUUUUCCGACUUGGGUUCUGACAGAGCAGUAGAAGAUUUUACACGAGGCAUGCAGUCCCAUAUGAAGGGCUUGAGGAAGUCUCCAGGUGACUACAGCAGCAUGGAGCUCUGCCAGAUCGUUGCCCUCGUCACAGAGCAAGAGUUUCGCGAUGCGGCCACGCUCGUUCGUGACCGGCUGCUUGAGCUUGAUCCCGACAUGAUUGCCGCCGAUGCCCUUUCCCCUACCCUAGUUACCGGUGUCCGAAUGACUGGCCUUCCAUGGAUGUUCACUGUUCCUUGCUCACCAUCCCUCACUGCUACUCGCAAAAGCCUGUUUGACCCUCAUCCUAUGGGCAAGAGGAGAUCAAGGACCAUCUCGUCGGCUCUAGAGAAUCUCAAGCUCACCAUCAUCGAGACCUACGGCAACGCAACCAAGAAGGACCUGUAUGCACGCCGUGCUCUCCUCAAGAAGGAGUUCGGUCUCAACUCGAUGGGCUUCAACGCCGACAGUGCCAUUGUCCCCCCUCUCUGGAAGGACCGCAACUGUGUUGGAGGCAUCCACUUCAACACACCUGGUCUCUGGGACUCGAUCCGACAGCCCCAUCAGAUCACCUUCGUUGGUGCCGGCGUCACUAGCGAUCCAGAGAACCACGAUACUGCUACUCACGACCUCAUCAGCCUCUCCAGCCCACUCAGCGCCUCUUCUUCCACCACCUUCAACUCGACAUCAUCUCCACUACCCAAGAGUGGGGAGCGUGAUCUGGAUGUCGAAUGGAUGGGCGCUGCUCACGCUGCAGGUCAAUCGGUCGUCUACCUCAACAUGGGAAGUAUGUUCCUGUGGACAGAUGCCGAAGUACAAACCAUCCUCCGCGCUUUCGAGCGUCUCUACCACCAGAGCGGCGGUAGGGUCAAGCUCCUUUUCAAGCUCAACAAGCCAAAGUGUGGGCCCAACAGCCCAGGCGCAGCCUCGCCCCUCAACAGCCCUACUUAUCUGGACAAGAAGCGACCCACCUUGGACUCAAGGCGACCUAGUGGUGCUUCUACCCUUGUAGCUGAGAAACUCAGUGAGGCAAUCAAGAACAACAUCAUGCUUCGACGCAAGUCUGAUGCAGAGAAGGGCUACUCUCAAUUCACCUUGUCUGAGUUCGAGGGUCUCGAGUUCGUGCGCGUCACUCGAUGGGUCCACGACCAGCGCCGCAUCUACAAGCAUCCUGCUCUCAAGGUGGUCAUCCACCACGGCGGCGGCAACUCGUUCAACGAAGCUGUCCACUACGGUCUGCCUCAGAUGAUCCUGUCGCAAUGGUUUGACACGCACGAGUACGCCAUCUUGGCGGAACGAUUUGGCAUUGGUCUUCGAAGCAAGUACGCUCCCCGCGUCGACGAGGAGGACAUGGUGCGAAAGAUGAAGCGCUUGCUUCAGGGUGAGGAGGCAGACAAGAUCCGACGCAAUGCCAAGGUCUGGUCGACACGGAGUCGCAAUGCUGGCGGAGCACCUGCCGCUGCUCGUGUGCUCGAGACACAGGCCAUGCUCUUCCUCCAGCAGAAGCAGGCCAAGCUUACAGCAUCCAUCAACGAAAAGGCUGCCAGCGGCAGCAGCUUUGACAGUCUCACUGGUCGCACUUUAGGCGACCUCCCGAGUGAGGCCGGUCUGACGCCUAACCUGCUGUCCAGCGCUGCAUACACUGUCACCACCCACUAA